This is a messenger RNA of Brugia malayi, 237 nucleotides long. RefSeq names its product HSPC038 protein, putative. Lineage: Eukaryota; Metazoa; Nematoda; Chromadorea; Rhabditida; Onchocercidae. Bases 1 to 237 code for a protein of 78 amino acids. The transcript has 2 exons. The record is from RefSeq and is a predicted model, not a curated record.
AUGACACGCGGUCACAUGAAGAUGCAAGCUAAGGCGAAGAAUCUGAAGAAGCAAGAAGCACUGAAGAAAUCAAUUGGACAUGACCAGAAGGGUGCGUGCCUCAAAUCGCUUAUCUAUAAAUGCACUGUUUGUAUGGCGCAGAUGAUGGAUAAAAGGAGUUAUAAGGAACAUUUCGAAUCGAAGCAUCCGAAAAGUCCACUGCCGGCAGAGCUAAUGGAACAGCCGGCAGGAUCAUAA